Molecule: messenger RNA, 432 nt
Organism: Penicillium cataractarum
Lineage: Eukaryota; Fungi; Ascomycota; Eurotiomycetes; Eurotiales; Aspergillaceae
Exons: 2
Coding region: 1-432 (143 amino acids)
Source: RefSeq, a predicted model, not a curated record
AUGGCGUGGUACUCCAUUCUCCCGCCGCAGCUCAUCCAAUUUGAGAGCUGGGCAGUGCGCAUCUUCUUCCUCCUCGGCCUCAUCACCAUCGUCCCAUGGGCAGCUCUCAUCGUCUUCGACGCUGGUCUCUAUAUCUACCGCAUGAUUCUAUGGGAAUUUCCCUGGAUCGGAGGACGCGCGCGGGGCCAUCAACGGCCACGGGCACCGAGUUUGCAGGAACGGCCUGGCGGGCAAAGACGGGCAUUUGGGUUGUGCGGCGUCGAGACGGAUUCUGGGGAUAGUGACUCUGGAAAGUCCGGACAUACGUCAAGGAGCAAAGGUACGGUGAGGAGUCAAGAUGCUGGGAGGGAGAAUACUGCUCCUACUGCCGAUGGUCAUACUUCUUUCGGGGCUGACGGAGACGUGAAACGCCGAUUGACGCGACGAGCUUGA